AUGAAGCUUACCCUCCCCUUGAUCGCCCUCCUAGGCGCCCACCUAGUCUCCGCCCACUACAUCUUCCAACAAUUCGGCGUCAACUCGCAAAAGUUCCCCGUCUACCAGAACCUGCGCAAAAACACAAACAACAACUCCCCCGUCACCGCGCUCUCCUCGCCUGAUCUCCGAUGCAACGUCGGCGGCGCUUCGGGGGCCUCCACCACCACCGUCAACGUCAAAGCCGGCGACUCUUUCACUUUUUACACCGACCAGGCUGUCUAUCAUCAGGGACCGAUUUCCCUGUAUAUGAGCAAGGCACCUUCUGGUGCAGUGGCUGAUUAUGAUGGGAGUGGGGAUUGGUUCAAGAUCUAUGAUUGGGGACCGACGUUUGGCGGUUCCGGGGCGUCUUGGCCUUUGAGGUCGGAUUACACCUUCAAGAUCCCCACCUGCAUCAAGAACGGGGAGUACCUCUUGCGCAUCCAGUCGCUGGCUAUCCACAACCCGGGCAGCACGCCGCAGUUUUACAUCAGCUGCGCGCAGGUUAAUGUCACGGGGGGCAGCGGCAGCAAGGAGCCUGGCCCGUUGGUGAAGAUCCCGGGCGCGUUCAAGGCGACGGAUCCGGGAUAUACUGCUAAUAUCUAUAACAAUUUCAAGUCGUACAUCAUUCCUGGCCCUUCAGUGUUUACUUGCUAG
Sordaria macrospora k-hell is the source of this 675-nucleotide messenger RNA. RefSeq lists its product as uncharacterized. The record is from RefSeq and is a predicted model, not a curated record. Lineage: Eukaryota; Fungi; Ascomycota; Sordariomycetes; Sordariales; Sordariaceae.